AUGUCCAGCAAUAGUCAAGCACAUAAGACUCUUUCAAAGCUACUUGAAAAUUUGUCACUUGAAGAAAAUGAUGACAAGUUUUAUGAAUAUUUCGACAAACUUGGGUCCUUACCACAUGCCGAAAAAGAAGCAAGAUUUAAAGAAUUUUUAGAUAAAAAUGAACAAAUUUAUAAAGAAACUUCUAAUAUAUCAUCUGUUCAUGUUGACGAAAAUUACACUCAGUAUCAAAUUAAUGAAUACCGAAAGAAAGCAAUUGCUGAUCAUACCUUUUCAUUCGCAAUGCAGCAUAAUCUUGGACAUGUUAUCUCUGAGCGUCUCACAAAUUUCUUCAGUGUCAACAAUAAUCUUCUUGGAUCCGGAGUAGAUGGUAAACCGCUUAACCAAAUUACUUGCGCAAAUAUUAACGAUUGGAAACCUGAUUAUAUCAAUGAAAUGCGAACUCCUGCAUUCUAUGCUCAGACUCAACCUUUUACUUCUUUUAGUCCUUUAAUAAAAGAAUAUUUAUGGGGAAACAUGCCAGCAAUUAAUAUUGUAAAUUUAGCUUCCAAUGAGCUCGCUGAUGGCAAAUCAUGUUCGAACUAUAAAGGUCCUUUUAAUCUUCUCUUUGCUGCAAGCGGUGAUCUCAAUGAUGUUAUUGCAUCGGUCAAUGGAUUACCACUUGAUUUCAAUCAACAAAUUAAUAUUUGCAUUAAUGAUCAUGCUGAAAGGAUU
Molecule: messenger RNA, 711 nt
Organism: Racocetra fulgida
Lineage: Eukaryota; Fungi; Glomeromycota; Glomeromycetes; Diversisporales; Gigasporaceae
Source: the annotation of a GenBank genome assembly